AUGGAGCGCCGCCGUGACGAUGAUCCAGCACCAGCAGAAACCCAGCCUAGGAAGAGAUCUCGUGCUCGGAGAGAGCUAGAUGAAUCAUCAUCGGAUGACGAUGACCUUCUGCUGUCCUCGGUUGCUCAAAUUGUGAGUAAUCUUUGCAACGACGACGAAAGAAAGCCUGGUGGCUCCGUCCCAGGUCAUCGAGUUAUUUAUCGCGAUAGAGAAGGCGGCCAUGACCGGAUGUUCCGGAUGUCGAAGAAUCUUUUUCUACGAAUAAUGAACGAAGUUGAAGCGCACGAUGACUACUUCGUCCAGAAAAGAAAUGCAGCCCAUAUACUCGGUCUGAGUUGCUUUCAAAAGGUCACUGCCGCAAUGCGAAUGCUGACAUAUGGAGUUCCAGCUGAUGCUACAGAUGAGUACAUUCGCAUUGGCGAAAGUACUGCAUUGGAGAGCCUUCGCAAGUUUGUUGCUGCAGUGGUUGACAUUUUUGAAGAUGAAUAUCUGAGGUACCCCAAAGAGAAAGACACGGCACGCCUACUAGCAUUGGGUGAGAAGAAAGGUUUUCCUGGAAUGUUAGGAUGCAUCGACUGUAUGCAUUGGGCAUGGAAGAACUGUCCAUACAGUAUACAAGGUCAGUACAAGGGGCAUGUGGACAAACCCACUAUCAUCCUAGAGGCAGUUGCUUCAGACGAUCUUUGGAUCUGGCAUGCCUUCUUCGGGAUGCCUGGCUCGCACAAUGACAUCAAUGUCCUUCACCGGUCCCCUUUGUUUGCAAACUUGGCGGAAGGCACAGCUCCACAGGUUAAUUAUACAGUUAAUGGGCAUGAAUAUACGAUGGGGUAUUAUCUUGCAGAUGGAAUAUACCCAUCGUGGGCUACAUUAGUGAAAACCAUCAAUCGUCCAGCGGGGAACAAGGAGAAAUAUUUUGCGAAGGCACAAGAAGCAGCAAGGAAGGCAGUGGAGAGAGCUUUUGGUGUUCUUCAAGCAAGACGAAGGGCAUGUGGAUCCUGA
Messenger RNA from Sorghum bicolor (sorghum), 999 nucleotides. RefSeq lists its product as uncharacterized. The coding region runs from base 1 to 999 and encodes 332 amino acids. The transcript is spliced from 4 exons. The record is from RefSeq and is a predicted model, not a curated record. Lineage: Eukaryota; Viridiplantae; Streptophyta; Magnoliopsida; Poales; Poaceae.